Molecule: messenger RNA, 570 nt
Organism: Trypanosoma cruzi
Lineage: Eukaryota; Euglenozoa; Kinetoplastea; Trypanosomatida; Trypanosomatidae
Exons: 1
Coding region: 1-570 (189 amino acids)
Source: RefSeq, a predicted model, not a curated record
AUGUCCAUGAGAGGCUCUGCUACACUAACUCUUAUAGCUGCGGGGAUCUUGGCGUUUCUCACGGCUUCAUCCUGCGUCUUCGUUGUUUGUGCCCAGGAGACCCUGAGUAUUGCAGGGAGUGUUUCGGUGGCAUUAAAUGCCAGCCAGUACAUAGAUGUGCAAGUAGUACACGGUUCCACUGGGGCUGUUUUCCGCUCCCAGCCGUUGGACGCCACGCGCAGCUUUUCCUUCACCGGCCUUCCACUGACGGUCAAUGAGGUUCGUCUUUUUCUGCGACUUCCGGAGCGGCGGUUUCGUCUUGAUCGUGCGGCGUCUUCCCUUUCGGCCCGUAUCCCAAAUGUUGCUAGUGGCGAUGAUGUUGCAUGGCUGCACUUGACUGCGGCAGUGGAGGAGGUUAGCAAUGCUGUGCCAGAGAAGCGACCGCAGGGAGGGAGCGUGCUGACGGCUGUCGUCACGGUAACAUUAAUGGCUCUGGCGGCUGUGGGACGACAUCGGCUUUUGUCGCUUCUUCAACUGCCGAACUUUAAGUUGUCGAAGCCGCGUAAAGUGAUUGUGACGUCAGGCGGGUAG